AUGGGACCGAGUCGACUGCGUGUAAUUCCACCUCGCCCUCUUGACGAUGUAGAUACCGGCAUUACUACCGAAGAUACCGACUCCCAACGCUCUCUACACCGCAAAACUCAGCCACCGCCAGAAGGUAACAAUCCUCUGGCAUCCGGAAAUUCUCACCACGACGCUCCCGAUGAGUAUGACGACACUGAAAGCGUAGAUACCGUUAUUUAUGAUGGUGAUUCUACUCAAGAUCGCUCACUUGCCGGCGCGUCGGUAAAUCGCCGGCGUCGGGGUAUUUCCGACGAUAGCGAUGAAGAAGAUGAUGGCGACCAUGACCCGGCGGAAUCCUCUAGUGAGAAGCCAGUAACAUGGCGCUCAUUGCCGAAAAAGGGCCAGCUUGCCAUCCUGACCUUUGCACGUCUGUCGGAGCCAUUGGCCCAGACGUCUUUGCAGGCAUAUCUGUUCUACCAGCUUCGAUCUUUUGAUCCCUCGCUUCCCGACUCAACUAUCUCGGCACAAGCAGGCGUCUUGCAAGGUAGCUUUACCGCUGCGCAAUUUGUGACUGCCGUUUGGUGGGGUCGACUGGCAGAUACUGAGUGGAUGGGCAGGAAACGGGUUCUCAUCAUUGGGCUGUUGGGAACAUGUAUCUCGUCCCUCGGGUUCGGAUUUUCGAGAUCGUUUGCUUCCGCGGUGGUGUUCCGAAUUCUAGGCGGUAUUCUGAAUAGCAAUGUCGGAGUGAUGAGGACGAUGAUUGCCGAGAUUAUUCACGAGAAGAAGUUUCAGUCUCGGGCGUUUCUUCUGCUACCGAUGUGUUUUAACAUCGGGGUUAUCAUCGGGCCUGUAUUAGGAGGCAUGCUGGCUGAUCCUGUGAGGAACUAUCCGAAUCUGUUCGGACCUGGAUCGUUGUUAGGAGGCAAAGAUGGUGUGGGUUGGAUGAUGCAUUGGCCAUAUGCACUACCGAACCUGCUCAGUGCCGCAUUCAUUCUCGCUUCUUUAUUGGCUGUAAUCCUCGGAUUAGACGAGACCCAUGAGGUUACUCGGCACCGAAGCGAUUGGGGCCGGAAGUUAGGCAAAAGACUUGCCAAUACUUUCUCCCGCCGUCGGAUCCCGCAGUAUUAUCGUCCCCUUAUCAGUCACGAGGACGAUGAAUCGCUAUACAUUGAUGGAAGCGUAGCCAACAGAUCAGCGCCCCCCAGCCCAGCUCGCUCGCGCGUUCGACCUCGUGGUGAUCGUCCCAGCUUUCGUCAGAUUUGGACACCCAAUGUGUUGCUUACUUUGCUGGUGCAUUUCUUAUUAGCAUUCCACACCAGCGCCUGCAACUCUAUGACUUUCGUGUUCUUGCCUGCCCCGCGGGCUCCAGAAGGUAGCCGAGACGGUCUCUUCCACUUCGGCGGUGGUCUGGGAUUGCCAUCCUCUCGAGUUGGUCUUGCUACUGCUAUUAUUGGGUUCAUCGGCCUCCCGCUGCAGAUCUUCAUCUAUCCUCGAGUUCAGUCCCGUCUGGGGACCUUGACUUCUUUCCGCACGUUCCUGCCAUUCUCACCUUUAGCCUAUGCGCUCAUGCCGUUUAUCGUCCUGAUACCACGAUACCCGUGGCUGGUUUGGCCUGCAUUUACGGUUGUUCGUUACGGACCCGCGCGUCUAGGAACCGUCCAUGGCGUGGCGCAGAGCAUCGCAAGCGGCGCGCGCACACUUGGCCCUUUGAUUGGAGGAUGGGGCUUAGGACUGGGACUCAAGUACAACAUGGUGGGCGGCAUAUGGUGGGCCCUGGCGGUGGAGGCCAUAGUAGGCUGGUUCUUGCUUUGGUCGAUUUACGAGGAUAAUGGGAUUGAGCAGAAGAAGGAUCAAACCGAAGAAGAGGACACCUAG
Messenger RNA from Aspergillus nomiae NRRL 13137, 1845 nucleotides. Its product is annotated as putative MFS multidrug transporter. The transcript has 4 exons. NCBI's taxonomy places the organism in Eukaryota, Fungi, Ascomycota, Eurotiomycetes, Eurotiales, Aspergillaceae. The record is from RefSeq and is a predicted model, not a curated record. Gene Ontology annotation, molecular function: transmembrane transporter activity. The coding region runs from base 1 to 1845 and encodes 614 amino acids. Gene Ontology annotation, biological process: transmembrane transport.